Sitodiplosis mosellana (orange wheat blossom midge) is the source of this 4582-nucleotide messenger RNA. RefSeq names its product 39S ribosomal protein L30, mitochondrial (gene mRpL30). The record is from RefSeq and is a predicted model, not a curated record. Gene Ontology annotation, molecular function: structural constituent of ribosome. Gene Ontology annotation, cellular component: mitochondrion; large ribosomal subunit. Bases 72 to 632 code for a protein of 186 amino acids. Gene Ontology annotation, biological process: translation. The transcript has 3 exons. NCBI's taxonomy places the organism in Eukaryota, Metazoa, Arthropoda, Insecta, Diptera, Cecidomyiidae.
UUGAGCAUGUUGACAGUCGUGUAUUUUCAGUGGAUUCAAAGGUGAAACAGAAGAAAAUCCUAGUUGCCACUAUGAACCGAGCAUUUUUGGCUCCGCUUCAGUUCCAGAAGCAAUUUAUACGGACUAUGCUGCUGAGGCAGCAACCGAACAAAAAACACGUUUACAAAAAAGUGGGCAAUGGCAAAAGAUUUGAACGUAUCACAUACUAUGCACGUGACGAUUUCAAAGAACCGGAACAAAUGUCAGAACCACCAAAACUGUUUCGCGUGCAACGGUUUGCACCACUUGUACAUCGAAUCUAUUGGGAACGGAAAAUCUUAUUCGAUCUCGGGCUAAUAAACGAUACGAAAGACGUUGCAAUCGUGAAGAAUACACCCGAAAAUAAUGUUCUGUUGUGGAAAGUGAAGCAUUUAGUUUCAGUUGAACCAAUCACAUUCCCAUACGGUGAGCCAACUGAAGACGAUGUCAAACACACGAAAUUGAAUGAGAAUGGCGAAUGUAUCGUUCAUAAGAAGAUUGGAAUCGAUGAACGGCGUGUGGAAGAGGCGGAAAAAUUCAUCAAGGAUCCAAAACGAUUGGACCAAGAUACGCUCAAACGUGAAGCAUUGCUGCGUUGGGUCAGAAGUUAUUAAACUGUGCAGACUUUAUGAGAAUUAGUGUAUAAUAUUUGAAUUUUAUUAAACAGUUCAAUGGAAAUUCGAUUAAAAUUGAAUAAAAGUUGCGUAUAAAUUGAACAAAAAACGGUAUAAUUUGUUUUUUUAUGUACGAAUACUAAUAUACUUUUCGAUAAUAUUAAGAUCGCUCGUGGAAGGAGAUCGAUUGUAUACUUGAUCUGGCAAUUCGAUGUAUUUUUCAUAAGUGUUGAUUGAUUCCGCUUUGACCUGUGGCGCUGUCACUUGUUUAUAGUUAUCGCUACCAUAAUCACCUAGUGAAACUACAUUGACCAUUCGCUUGUGUCGGUUGUGCAACGGCUUCUUGGGAUUGUAUGUGCUCAUGGCAGCAUUUGACAUCAGUACUGUGCCCAUUUUGGCAUAUUGUUUGUAUUUGGCCAUAUCAACUCUGUUGGGUGGUUUCAAACUGGUUUGGUACACUUCAAUCAUUGGUGGAAACAUUGUGUUGAAAGUGAUACUUUUUGAUGGCGGUUCACUGUCCUCAGUGCCAACGGAAAUGUUUUGAGCGGUUGAACUCUCUAAAAUCGAAUCAUCUUCCGACGAUGUACCUUCGUCUGAACUGCUUGAGCUAUUUGUCGAGCCAGUUGAACUUUGACCGGUGAGUGAUGGAUUCUUCAGAAUGCCACGACCUUCACUGCGUCGCGUUGCCGGUACAAAUGGACUGAAAUUCGUACGAAAUGUCGGAGUGAAACAUCUUGCCAUCAAACUGAUCGUAAACGCAAUAUUUUCCUCAAAUGACGUCCACUUGUACGGAAUGUGAUAGCUCGAGUAAUAAUCUAUCAUUUCCAAGUCGCGUGAAUGCACACGAAUCAAUUCAUCGACCAUUUUGUUGCUAUCACAUGUUGAAUUUGGCAAAUGCUUCAAAAUGAAUGGACUAACCCAUUCGGUUAAUGGUUUUGAUUUUUUCAACUCCGUUUCGAUAUCCUUUUUGGCAUUGUGCAUGAAGUAAUCGGUCGACAAAUCCCAAAUCGGAAUGUUUUCUGGCAAUAGGAGAGAGGAAACAGAAAUUUGUUCAAAGUUGAGAAUUGGAAAAAUGAAGUAUUUGGAUAAAAAAAAAUGCAGCGCGAGUGUUUCUUGCUAUUCAAUGUGCGUUGAACGACGGAAAAAAAAUUACCCACCUUUGUUUUCUAAUGGUAUGAAGUAACCCAAAAAUAUGUUCAUACUGUGUUGUUUUUCUGUAUCGCUGAAUGUGUUUGAAUAAUACCGAGAUAGUGUCUAUAUUUCGUGAGAAGAACAGAGAGAAAAUUUAGAUCCUGUAAUGAAUUUUGGAUUCCAAAUUGAAUGCGGUAUACUUACUUGCAUAAAAUCAUUGCCUUGUGAUGUCCAUGCAGCCGUUUUACGAUACGUUUUAAUCCGAUGAACAAGUUGAGAGCCACCAUAUUGUAAAGCCAAUGUGUCACCAUGAUCUUCAUACAAACUCUCGAGCAUUGUAACGCAGUCUGAAUCAAAUUCCAGCUUCGGUGGUGCUUUGAGAAACCCAAGCCGAUGGAGCUGAUGGGCCAAUGCUGUAUAUUUAAUUCAAUAAGCAAUGUGUUGAAAUAUACAUUGUAGAGGUUUCAUUGCCAAUUUCAAGUGUAUACCUGUUUUCCCGAUGGCAAAUUGCGCUGUAUUCGUUCUGUCCAAGCAGUCAACACAAUUAACUCGUACGAUACCAGUUUGGAAUGACACAUCAUUUGAAUCUUUGAAGAACAGACCGGUUUUUUGCACAAAAUUCUCGGCAAAUUUGGCCAAGCUGCCCAUAACAUUACCGCCAUGACUUUUCUUUGUGAUAAAAUAAAGAGGAAAAUUAUUUAUGGAACUGAAAUUUUAUUUGUGCUUGUGUAUCAAUAUCACUUACUCUAGCCAUAUCAAAGUGAUGGUACUUGAUAUUAUGCUGUGGUGGCAGAAACUGAUUGAGAUAAUUGAUGGAGGUGGUCAUAUCAUCGGUUAGAAUACUUUCAUGGCGUCGUCUUUCGCGCUUCUUCACAAGAUUCAGUAUGAUGAUUGGUGCACCAAAAUCGAAUAAAAGUCGUGCAUAGUGUUUUCCCGCUGUUAUUGCAUAUGGAUCAGACAAGUCAAGGGAUAUUGGUGGUUUUGGCACCAUUUUGCUUAUAUCUUGUGACCAAUGCGAUGGAAUGGAACCUCUCAUUUGAGUGAAUGAACACAUACGGUGACCAUCUACAACGAUUUGCUCUGAUUCAACCUCGUUUGCCACAUCGCCAGCAAAAUUAGCGCCUCUUUUCAAGAAUCUCGUACCAGCAAAACGUGUACUUCGACGGGCUAUCAAACAAACGUACACAGACCGACCGAAAAUGCUGAUGUUUGAUUGUGAGAAAAAUCCAUGGAUCACUUCGACUUGCCAGUCACGAUUCAAAAUCACAGACAUCGGUUUUAGUAGAUGUGCAUUCCAUACGAAACGCUUACGAGACACACUUCGGAUGGCAUACUCCAUUUUUUCAUUUCGAUAGUUUUUUUGCUAGAAUUAGACAAGAUCAAAAACGAUUGAAAAAAUGCUUCUCAAAGUUGAUUUUCGUGUUGGCACAAUGAUGAAUAUUCUUUAAAAUACACAUGAACAUCCUUACGUAUGAAUUCCAAUCGGGUAAUGGUUCCUCAUUUUCAAUAUCAGCAUUUCCAAUGAAUCGUGGCGCUGAUAAGUUAUGCUGAAGAGUUUGUGUCAAAUCGUAACUGUAACUAAAGUAAAAGUUGCUGUUCAAAUCGAUGUUCGUGAACAUUCGCAGGUAUCGUUGUUCUAACGGAUGAGUUUGCUUUAUCGAUGGCUCACACACACGUAUCAUAACCGUGUCUUUGAUUGUGAAAAUUAUGUGUUUUCCAAUAACGCCACAUUUGGUUCGCUUUGUAAUCAGAAUCAUGUAAUAGCUUUCCAUAAAGCGAAUGAAACCCAACACACCGUAUGCACUGAUUUUCUGGAUGGAACAAAACAAGGUUUUACAUUUCCAUUUACGUUUAAUUGACUCAAUAAACUCUUACCUUGCACUGGCCCAGUGUGCCGACCAAAGUUCGAAUGCCUCUAGCAUCAUACUCACUGGGAUAUUCAUGGAAUUUCAGCUCAGUGGCAGCGGUUCGGUCUAGUUCCAAGCAGCGGAACUUUGUCUCACGGUCAUUACUGCCGACCAGCAACAAACGCUGAAUGAAAAAUAAGUUGAAUGUUAAAUUACUAAUACCUGGAAAAUGUUAUGAAAAAUGCUCAAUUAUUACCGUUUUCGUUUCAUACAAGGCAACCUUUUGGAUGGCACUGUUCACGGAGUGAAACGAGAUGUUAUUACUGUUAUUCAUUGUUUUGGAAUAAAUCUCAAGUUUUUGGGGAGUAUUCUCAUGACAGCAACACUGACAGAUUCGUGUCUUCAGCACAUUUGAACUCCAACUAUCGUUAAUCACUCAGACAUUGAUUCGUCAAAAUGCUUCGCAAUAAAUAUUUCCAAACAAAUUGUACACAAAAAAAAUCAAUUUAUCGAUUUUGUUACAUUUUCAAUGCAACAUAAGAAAAUAUGAAAAUCAUCAUCAUUAGACUUGAUUGUGUUUGUGCUGAAUAAGAUGUGAAGCUGUCAAAAACAGUUGUUCACCAAAUGUCAAAUGUGUCGCACGCUCAUUGGUCGGAGCAUUUGACAGCCAGAUACGGCAAAGCAUAUCGUGUCAUGCAACAAUAGCGUUAAAUGACACCGCCAAAUGAAGAAGAAAAAAAAACGUAUACAAGUUGUUCAAGACUACCACACAAGCAUCGCAGCGAGUUACAUGCAAGCCAUAGAGAAGAGAGAAAACAAAAACUAGAACAAACAAAUAACGUGAGGUGCGAUUUUUCAUUUUCGUGUAUUAAAUUCGACCAAAAUGUGGUAUUAGAUACGGUAGUCGUGUUAAAUUUCUAGUUUUUAGUCAAUUCUUAAGAAAAAAAAUAGUGAAAAGUUGUAUAAAUAUUG